GUGUGCAACAUGGAAGAAACAGGUAAUUUGUAAGUCCUAGACAAUGUGCUCAUACAUGUUGGUGGAAAUUCUGAAGGAAACACUGAUUUAGAGGCUCAGUCUUCUAAAAUAUGUGACCCACAAGCUGUCUUAUUUGCAAGACUAUAGCUACUGUGGAAAUUGCCAGCUCCUGCAAACUUCCCAGUACCAGCCAGUCACUUGUCACUAGCAGCUGGGUCUCACAUGUUACUCACUCUAGUGCCUGUUCCCCUCAAUCUGGCGUGAAGAGCAGGAACAUAUGAAAUGACUCAAACCUCCUUCCUGGACUCAUCUCCUAUUCCCUUCCAGCCUUUAGAGGUUCCACAGAAGGUCAUAGAUGACUGCUGCUUUUCCUCUGAAGAUAGACAGGAUGUGUACUUACAGUUUUUUCUUUUCACUCUCUGAUUACAUGUUGUUUUCCUGCCAGUGUUCCUUUCCCUUUUUCUCAAGUUUUUGGCUUUGUCCACAGUAUUAUUCAUUAGUCCCUAUCUGUUCGUAAUUAUAAAGUACAAUGCUUCUUGUCAUUCUUUAAUUUUAUUCUUUAAAUUAAAUUAUCCCUCAGUCCUCAGACUUUUCUUGCAAAUGUAAGAAUUUCUGGUGAGAAAAUUAUCCCCUUAACAUACUUUAAAGAGAUAUCUUUAAAGCUCUGAGGUACUUCAGACUCUUAACCACAGUCUCUAGAAUUAAUAGAUAACUAGUUUCACUUGAGCUUGUUUUAUUACAAACCAGAGUCACUGCACUGGCAAAGAUGAAGACAAGCUGUGCAAGUCUUUCACACUGUAGAGAGUAUAAUUAAGGCAAUGGAAACUUCAUGAAAUUCUAUCUGUGCUAUAAAAACUAAGAGCACACAAGUGAAUAGUUAUAAUUUCUCAGUAUAACUUAAGAAGUAGAAACUUAGUAAGCUGCUGUAAUUUGGUUGCCCUGGAGUUGUGUGCUUGUACCAUGAAGUUCUUCAUGACCCCAUGUACAGCACAGCCUGCUUCAGCCCCACCAAGAAAUAGAACAAGUAGGCUAGCUAAGAGCUGGAUCCACUGAUAAAAAUAAGAUCAUCUGACAGCUGUACAGACCUCAGCUCAAAAGAGCAGCUACUUUAUGCACGGAAAAGAGAGAGCAAGAGCACACAGCCCCAAAAUGUGUCCAACCAUCUCCAUUCCCAGAAUACCAAUGGCAGACUGUGCUGCUGUGGUAUCCAUUCUGGAUAUCAGCCUCAGGUAGGACAUAACCCUUUCUUCUCCCUUUACCCUCUGCUUUCUCCUCUUCCUGCCAAGUUUAAUGGUUUAAUAUGCUCUUUAGAGUAUACCUAUAAGCUUUAAUCCUAAACUUGGCUUGAAAAGAAUAAACUAUUAGCCUGUUGGCAUCAGGCAGAGGGUUAUUUCAACAUAACUGUUUCCACAGGAUAGCAGCUAGCCUGUAUUUCACUUAACCGUGUCCAGCGAUUUAACUUAACACAUUCGAAUCAAACCAGGAAGCCAAAAUGCAUUUGGCAGGCUUACCAAUACGUUCAGAAUAAUGCUUGUCACUCCCUUUCUUCCUCUCCCAACUAUUUCCUUGCCUUCUCAAAUGCUACAGACUCACCACCAGAUAUCUGCUGUUGCACUGCUCUUGGACUGGCCUCCCUGGCAUCCUAAGUACUUCAUCAGCCAUAUGCAGAGAAGAUGAAUCCUCUUUCUCUCUCUAGCCUCCCUCGUCAUGACUUUUUGCUUAAACUAUGCAUAAAAUAUGCACUAAUAAAUAUUGUCAAAGAUGGGAUGAGAGGAUUUAAGAAAGGAAAUUUGCCUGUGAAUUCCUACAAUUUUGUGUUCUCCGUGUUGACUGUCAGGUGUACUUUGUUAUGUGAACAAAUGCCCUGUACAUAGUCCCUUUAUACUGGAGAAUCUGCAACAGCAAACCUAAACCCAAGAUCAGAAGCAAUAAUCGUGUCUGCUUCCACCUGCAUAAAGAUCUGCUUCAAAAACUGACACAAAUGGUCCUGCAAAGAAAAUUAAAUGAUCAUUUCCUCUUUUUCUAUUGAAUAAAUAGAAAAACAUCUUAAAAGAGUUUUCAGUUAACAUGAGGUUUUGGGAAUUAUGCUGUUACAUCCCAAGAACUUGGACAUAUUGGUGUCUUCUAGAAAGUGCAUCUACAUACAUCUCAAGCUUUAUAAUUCUCUCUGAUUAAUGGUUUAAAAUGGAGUGCUUUCCUCUGCUGUCCUGGAAUACUGUUAAUAUUUUUUUCUGAGAUGGGAUAUUAUGAUAAUGUAUAUUAUAAAUCUUUUCUGAGGGAGAUUUCAGUGACUCAUAACUGCUCUUCAGGUCAAAGUACUCAUCUGCAGCCAACAAACCAAAUACAAAGCGAUUAUUUUGAAAAGCAAUCACAUAUAAGCUAAGCACUUUUUAGAUUUACUGAAAAAGAAAAUAAAAAUCUUAUAAAUUAGGGUAAGGUUUUUAAACAUAAAUUAGUGAGGAAGCUUAGUGUUAAACUUCUUCCUCUCAGCAUCUCAGAUGCAGAGGAAAUGAAAAGUCAUAGGCAUGAAGUUCUAAAUUCUCUGGACUUGGAUUUAUUUUGGGUACUGCUAAAACCUGAUAUGAGAGUCAGUCCCUAUCAAAUGCAGUUACAAAGGAUUUCAAAACAAGUGAAGUAAACUGUCACAAAACUCCAGUAAAAUAACACUAUUGUGUAGCUCUCCCCAAUUUCCUUUCUCUCCUUUUCAUCCUUCUUUCCUUUUCACCUUCCUCCUCAGAGUAUAUAAGAAAAUGUUACAGUAAAGAAAGAGUAUUUAGUAAAAAUAAAAUGUAAGUAAGUUUAUCUCCUUCCUUUCCAGUGCCCUUUUAUACUAUCUUGAAAGGGCCAAAGCAGACCCCUCACACCUACAGUGCACUAGUUUAGGGCUUUUGUCAACAAGCAUCACAAGAGUUCAGUUAUAUGAAUGCCAUCGAUAAGGGCAUCAGAAGCCACGUGCAACUAAACCUGAAUUAGCUGAAAAGAUAUAAAAUUGAGAUUAUUUUGAUUUAAGAACAAAUAGUCUUGACUUGUACAAUAAAACUUCAAUAAAGAAUAGCAGAGAAUACAAAGUUUUUCCUGGCUGUCUGUAUAAGCCACCAGGGGGAACUCAUUCCUCAUCGAUAUCAUUUACUGAAUCAAGUAUCUGAAAAACCACCUAUUCUAGAUCCAGGUCUAGCAAGUCACAGGGUUCAGCUGAGAGCUUAUCUUCACAUAAGCUAAAAGCACUUUUAUAUAAAAUCUCAUAAAUCUGCAGUGCUUUUUCCAAUCUGCCCCUGAGUUUAUCAGUCAGGCAACGCUCAGUGCAGCAGAGCAAGUACAAGUCUGGCAUCAGAGGGACGGACACGCUUCCAGCCGGCUGAGCUGUGCCAUGCACGUCAACGCGGUACAGGCAGUGUGCUCUCAUGCCUGCUUAAAACUGUCCUGUGACUUGCGCUAAAUCUGCUGGACUGACAGAAGAGUCGAUGGAGAGCCUACUUCUGCCUUCUUGCUUGUUAGACUCACUCCAGAUCAGUGGCUCUCAAAUCAGUGGCCACGGCUCUGUGAUUAAUAAGAAACCUUUUUUGACAUGGUGGCUGUACACGUAAAAGGCAACUCCUCUUUAAUGGCUGUUUCAUUCCUCCUUUUCUUUUUGCCGCUACUGAAGUCUUCUUGCUUUAUUUUAGUUUCAUUAUAUAUUUUGCUAUUUUAAAGCCAAAUUUGCGCCUUUUGAAACAUAACUCUAUCAUUGCUAUGAUUACAAAGGGUUCGUAUGCUUCAUUAUGUCCUGUUAAACAACUGCUAAAAUCUCUGUGUGAUGUAUGUGCUCUGGAGAUAUGUCAGGAAAACCAUGUCAUUUUGAAUUCAGACUUAAAAGCCAAAUAUUAGAACUUUCUUUCAGUAUUGAACUCAAUUAGGUGGUGUAAUUCUUCUUAUCAUCUGUAGGCACAUUUGAAAGUAUCAAAGAGAAUUCUCUAACCUUAUUAAAUUUUGAAAUUUUUAUCUUCCAUUGUGAAUUAUUACAUUUAUUAGCUCAUCAGUUGAUACCUGUAAGUACUUUUAACAGAACUCUCCUCAUCUUCCUUAACUAGUUUGUGUAGCCCCUUCUCCUGGGCACAGUCAGCUGAGUUUGUGGCAUAUCUCUAUUCCUAAAUUAUCUUUUGGGUUAAAUAUGUUUGGGCUUCUGAAAGCCAAUUUUUUGCUCUUUUGCUACUUCACCUUUAAUAUGUGUAAAAUAUUCCCCUAGCAUACAUACGAGUUAUGAGAAUAAAAGCUACAAGUUCUUUUAGACACUAUGUCAGAAAAAUUGAGUAUUUGUUGCAUGUAAUUUUUAUUGAAUUUCUUGCAUAGCACAAAAUUGAAUACCUAUGUCUUGCAUAUAUUGCUGCUUUUUCAAUUUCAACAAAUACAAUUUCUGAUCUAUAAAGAGCCUGUGGGCAUAUGUAUAAAUCAAGAAGGUAACUCAUGAAAAAAUAAUUCAGUUAAUACAAGUUUCCAUAUUUUAUUAUAUUCAGAAAAAAAACCUUGUAAUUUUAUUUUCUCUCAGUUAGAUGGUGAUUGUACUUUUUUGGAUGAGGCAUUGAACUUUUUUUUUUAUCUAUUUCCGUAGUUGGGACUAGCAAUGUUGCUGAUUUUGUGGAGUAAGAACUGACCCAGUUUAGUCCACAGAGCUGAUAUAGCAGAAAAAUACAAAAGAUUAUGUUAUUUUUUUGUGUAUUGCACUGACAGACAAAAACAAGGGAGUCUAAUUCCAAAAGUGCUUGGAAAUUUUUUGUUUUAUUGUUUCAGACCUGAGUAACAAAAUCUGCAAUUUAGGCUAUGUUUUUCAACAUAGCCCUGCCCUAAAUUAAAAUCAGACUCUGAAUCUGUCUUUAGUUAUGACAGGGAGAUUAUGCUUUCCUAUGAACACAUCUCAGUCACAAUUUGACAGCUUUUGUUAUUAACUGUAUCAUGUUCAGUAUCCUUCUGGCUACACGCCUGUGCACUGUACGGCCAAAUUAUUCAGCGUUUGGGCUUGGUGUUCUUCAGCUGAUUGCGUAGGGCCGUUCUCCCCCAGCCACUCCCAGGCAAAGCAUGGGAACAGGUCAAACAGAGGAGAAGGGAGGGGGGAUCAGACUCAUCAGUAGUAAUUUUAUGGAUUUAUAAACUUGUUUUCACUAAGAAAUAUCACUAUGCUAGCUUCAAAGACCUACCUGACAGUACAGAACAUUAGUGGCUCAAGUCAAUAACAUGUGAGAUGGUUGCAUAAAUUCCCAUCCUUACCUACAUUUGGAAGUACAUCAUCUAAUUAGACUCCUCCACAGUACCAGAAUGUCCUUUAAGUAUGGUGGGCUUGAUAUGACAUUCAUUCUGAAAACUUGUGAAAGGUAUUGACUAACAUAUGUAAAAGAGUGGAUUUGUUUUUCACCAUUUGAAUGUAGAUUUUCUCUUCUUUAUUUUGCAUAGGAAACUUUGUGAGCCUUUGAAAUUAUGCCUUAGCAAAUGUUACUUCUGAUGAGUCAACUAAACUUGCCUUUUACACGUUUCUGGUAAUCAUAUUUUUAGUUUUUCUCACUUCCCUAUUUUAUGCUGUUUUCUCUUUCAUUUUUCACUCAUGACUAGAGCUAUAUUGUCUGGAAAAAAUGCAACAACAAAGGCAGAAAUUCUUUUUCUUCACAAAUUUACAAUGAUAAAAGUGGUAGUGCUACAGUAGGAUUAAUUAAGAUUGUAGAGAAUUUGACAAAAUAGCUGAGUAUUCCCUGAAGCCAUGUGACUGAGGAUGACUAUGCUUAUUUUUUGUUCCUCUUUCACCGAAACAAAGUGUUCUGUCAAAUAGUAUAAUAACCAAGAUAAGUAACUAUGUUUCAACUUUUUUUUUUCAUUUUGUUUACCCCGGGACUAAGUGAAUUGCUUUGUACAUCACCAGAUCUAGAAAUAUCAUAUAUCUUUUGCGAUUCUAUAGUUCAGACCUUUGUGUUUAAUAUAACACCUUGCACCUUGGUGAAUAAACCAAUCUGGAAUGUUGUUCUUACCUGGAUUCCACGAAGCGACAUCACCUUUUUGAAGAUAGUCUUUAAAGUCUGGUAUGAUGGUGCCAAAGCAUUAGACUGGAAAGAAGUUCUUUGUAGCGGAGCUGACGAUGAAUAUGUUGUUUGUGGAGCGCUGAAAGGAGAAACAGUUGCAACAACAUUUGAUGUUAAAGGUGCAAGAACGAUGUUUCCAAAGGGAAAAUAUACUAUUAUUAUGCAAGGAUUCUCUGAUGAUUCUGAAAAGAAUAUGCUCAUAUGCCUAAAUUUCACCAUGACAGUAAAAAAAGAAGCUCUCUGAAUGUGACAAAUGUUACAAACAAUUCCAGAACACAGAGAUCCCUUCUGCAAGCAAUCAGAAUCUGAUCUAUGAAAUAAUAAGCACACUAAUUAUCCUGGGAUAAAAUACAGCAUGUACUGUAUGGAAGCUUGCACGAUGGAUAGUCUUAUCCAUUUAUAGCACUGCUGUAAUCAGAUGCUCAGCCAAUGUGCACAACAUGUCUGGGAAUCAGGCCUGCUGAUUAAUCCUGAGAGUGAUUCUGAAUGGAUGUCAGAUUAAUAACUGCGUUUCAGUGCUGUGCCUUGAGUAACGAAAAAGCUGAGUACUUCAGACCACGCUAAACUAACGCAAGAAUUUUUGAAGUCCUGAGCUGCAAGAACUAGGUAUUUACCAGCACUCAGUUUAAAACAUGACAGCAUUUGAAUCUAGAACCUUGUUUUUCCUAUUAACGAUAAAACUCGACUGUAUGACCAACUUGAGAAACAGUUUUCAUGCUCCUGUUAUUUUCUGAUUAUCUUUAAAGGCUUCCAAAUCUCCUCCUCUGUUUUCACCAUAGUGAAAGAAAAGAGUUCCAACUUGUUAUCUACUAUUAGCUGAUGUUAAUAAAAUCCAAAGCGAAAUAUCUUACCAUA
Molecule: messenger RNA, 6893 nt
Organism: Dromaius novaehollandiae (emu)
Lineage: Eukaryota; Metazoa; Chordata; Aves; Casuariiformes; Dromaiidae
Gene: LY96
Product: lymphocyte antigen 96
Exons: 5
Coding region: 5815-6282 (155 amino acids)
Biological process (GO): toll-like receptor 4 signaling pathway; detection of lipopolysaccharide; positive regulation of lipopolysaccharide-mediated signaling pathway
Cellular component (GO): lipopolysaccharide receptor complex
Molecular function (GO): Toll-like receptor 4 binding; lipopolysaccharide binding; lipopolysaccharide immune receptor activity
Source: RefSeq, a predicted model, not a curated record